Messenger RNA from Cheilinus undulatus (humphead wrasse), 1530 nucleotides. RefSeq names its product tripartite motif containing 110 (gene trim110). The coding region runs from base 1 to 1530 and encodes 509 amino acids. The record is from RefSeq and is a predicted model, not a curated record. Gene Ontology annotation, molecular function: protein binding; zinc ion binding. Lineage: Eukaryota; Metazoa; Chordata; Actinopteri; Labriformes; Labridae. The transcript is spliced from 7 exons.
AUGGCAUCAGUGGAGGAAGAGCUGACUUGCUCCGUGUGCCGAGACUCCUUCAGCCAAGCCCACCCACUGCCCUGCGGCCACAGCUUCUGCCCCACCUGCAUCCGCGAGGCCUGGAGCGCCCAGGAGGAGGAAAAAACUCGCUUCACUUGCCCGCAGUGUCAGGAGGAGCACGGAGAGGUGCUGUGCGACUGCUGCUCUUCUGAUGCAGAGGAAGAACAAAAACCAUUAGCUAUUAAGACCUGCCUGAGGUGUGAAGUGUCGUUCUGUGCCAAACACCUCCAACCCCAUCUGGAGAGGGCGGCGUUUAGCAACCACCUGUUGGUGGAUCCACUGAUGGACCUCUCCCAGAGAAGAUGUCAGACACACACUGAAAUAUUACGCUACUACUGUGCAGAUGAGAGGGUGUAUGUUUGUGGAGAUUGUUUGCUGGACGGAGGCCACGCUCAGCAUAAAGUGAAGGCGCUGAGACAGGUGGAGGAGGAUCUGAAGGUCAUUCUACAAACACUGCUCAGAAAAUCAGAAGAGAAGAUUAGAGAAGGAGAGCGAAUCCUUAAAGAGCAUGAGAACGUUGACACCACCAUGACAGAGUCUCUGAAGCAGGAUGACAUACAGGUGGAGCGGCUGGGAACAGACCUGCAGGCCCAGGUGAAGAAGCUGGUGGUCGCUCUGAGGGAGAUCACCAAGAGGGAGAGACAGCAGCUGAUAGAACGAGUGAACGAGGACUGCCUCAAGGUGAGGGAGGACAUGGGCCGAGUGCUGAACAUCCAGCAUUACUUGUCCUCUCUGCUGGCAGAGCCUGACCCCUUCCUGCUCAUCUGGGCAUUUCAAUCAGAUGACACAAAGCUACUAGAAGACCUGAACUGCCCACUCUACGUCCCUGAUAUCAUCAGUCUGGACAGAAAACACAUCUUGGAGGACAUAGAGAGCAAGUACAGAGAGUUCAUCACAGCCACCCUUCGCUGCCUCAGUGACCUCAAACGAGAGCUCUUAACGAGUCCUCUGACUCUGGACACGAACACGGCUCAUCCUCUGCUGAGCAUCUCUGACGACUUUCGCUCAGCUAGCCGUGUUAAAAGCCGCCUCCCCUGCGCUGCUCACCCUGAACGUUUUGACCACUGGCCACAGGUCCUCACCGCUCAGACCUUCUCCACUGGGACACACUACUGGGAGCUGGAAGCAGAGGGAUUCUGGGAUAUUGGCAUCUGUUAUAGAAGUAUUGGACGAAAGGGGAAAGAGGGCAAUGCCUUUGGGAACAACAAGGUAUCAUGGAGUUUGACUCAACAGCAUGACAGGAAGCUGGCUGCGUGGCACAACCGCAAGAAGACCCGGCUCACGUACCAGAUGACCGGUAAUCGAGUAGCUGUCGCCGUUGACUACGGUACAGGCACCAUCACCUUCUCUGAGGUGGGAUCUUCCAGCAACCUCACCCACAUCCACACCUUCGCCACCACCUUCACUCAGCCGGUGUGUUUGGGCUUCGGACUCUACAAAGCUGAGCUCAACAGCCGCAUCACUAUCGUCAAAGUCUGA